This is a messenger RNA of Cucurbita moschata (crookneck pumpkin), 2344 nucleotides long. RefSeq lists its product as uncharacterized. The transcript is spliced from 14 exons. Gene Ontology annotation, molecular function: GTPase activator activity. The record is from RefSeq and is a predicted model, not a curated record. Bases 244 to 2148 code for a protein of 634 amino acids. NCBI's taxonomy places the organism in Eukaryota, Viridiplantae, Streptophyta, Magnoliopsida, Cucurbitales, Cucurbitaceae.
CCAUUUCCCCUCUCUCUCUCUCUCUCCAAUCCGCCUUCCCGCCAUUGAAACCCCAACCUACUUUCUCGCAUACAUGUCUGAACCUAAUCCCUUCAUUCCAUGUCCCUGCUAUUCUUUGCGGUUCGACUCGUUUCUCUGCUCUUGCUAUUCUCUUACAAAUUUGCGACCAUCGCUCAGGUUCCUUUUGAAUGCCAUUUGGUUCUUAAUUUUUCAUCGUCGAUCAGAAGAUUCGAAGUUUGAAACAUGGCAAGUCGUGUCAAGGAAGAAGAGAAAAUCGAAAGAACCAUACGUAAUCUUUUGAAACUUCCGAAGAACCGAAGAUGUAUUAACUGCAAUAGUCUGGGACCGCAAUACGUCUGUACAACAUUCUUGACAUUUGUCUGUACAAAUUGUAGUGGAGUACAUCGUGAGUUCACUCACCGAGUAAAGUCAGUGUCAGUGGCAAAAUUCACGGCAGAAGAGGUGACUGCUCUUCAGGCAGCGGGAAAUGAGAAAGCACAGCAGAUAUAUUUAAAAACGUGGGAUCCCCUGCGACAUUCUUACCCAGAAAACAGCAAUCUCCAUCAACUUCGGGACUUCAUCAAGCAUGUCUAUGUUGAUAGGAAAUACGCGGGUGAGAAAAGUGUUGAUGAGCUCCCGAGGUUGAGGCUUACUGACAAGGACUCAUCCCAAGAAAGGAGAAGGGUUACUCCAUAUUAUGGUGGAUUUCAGAACCUGCAAGUUGAGAUGUCAAGAUCUAGUUCAAAGAGGGAACACAGGAGUCCAAUUUAUUACUCUGAUGAGAGAAGCAGUCCUUCGUAUUUAAAAGAAAACUCCAGAUAUGGAGGCUAUAGGAGAAGCCUCACACGCAUUGAGGUUGUAGAUGACAGAACCAAAGAUGAUGGACUUCGAAUUCGCAAGCUCUCAAAUGGAUAUUCCAGGCCAGUAAUCCUGUUUAGUCGUAGUCAAGGAAAUUUAGAGAAGUCUUCUCUUGCAGUUGCAUUUCAUAAUAAAGUUACGAUGGGCAAAAAUGAACCUGCCCGUAGACUUGAGGAUGAUGUAAGAAAAGGGAUGGACGCUGGUAGCUCUGAUCAGAUUGGUGUUCAUGUUAAUCCCGUGGAAGCUAAAAGAGACAACGUAGAGAGCCUAAUUGAUCUUGGCAUCAGUUCUGAUGAGCCUGAUGGUCCUGCCGCAUCACAGACCCAACAUAUGCCUUCAACUAACAAUGACAACUGGAACGCCUUUGAGUCAUCUUCAACGAAGAACACAUCACCAGCCCCCAGUGCAAAUAGUGUGGAAGCUUUGCUUUUUGAAUUAUCAGUACCAUCAACUGGAGCUGAUAAUAAACCGACUGAUGGACCUGGAAAUGGCCAUGCGCCAGCAACUGUUUCUGGAAGUACUCUUACACCAGAUUUUGCUGUGGAGCAGACAGCACUACCAAUCAACGUUCAAGCUUCUGUAGCUGGGAGCCCUCCCCAACUCACAUCCAAUAAGAGUGGUGAUAUUGCAAUAAAAGUCAUAAAUGGACAACUGAUGACUUCAGCUGCCGUGCCAAAUUUAGAAUGGACUUCAUUGGAAUCAAAUGCACAAGGAUUUUCAAGUGUUCCAGCUGCAAAGAUAGUUGCUGAUUCAAAACCAGCUCAGGGAACCACCAAUGAAGUUGGAUCCCAACCUCCAUCUCCGGAAAAGAGUUCUUGCGGAAGAAAGGAACUUCCUCUGGACCUUUUUGCUGUAAACUACCCUCAAGUUCCCACCUCACAACCAGGUUGGCAGACUGGAGCUGAACGUGUCGUGGGUCAAAGCUUGCAGUAUUAUCCUACCUCACUGGCUGCAAGACCAACGAACCCAUUUGAUCUUGAUGAUGAAAAGAGUAGAUUUUACCCACAGAGUGCUCCUAGUACCAUGCCCGCUCUUGCUAGCUUAACACGGAGUUAUAGCGACCAACCGGAAACCCAAUAUUCAGGUACACACGCGGGGCAACAGGUCUAUGGGAGUAUUCCAUCUCUGAGACCACCAGGAGGAGUAGAUAAGUAUGGAGGAUCCUCCUUCGCAAGUCCUUCAGGCUCCAUCAAUGCCACGCUCCAGCAGCCGAGUAGAACAUAUUCAGCACCCAACUCAAAUCCAAAUGCUGCUGCUGUUUCAUUUCGCAACAAUAAUCCCUUUGGAUAAGACUUCUGUAAGCAUGUGGGCUCCCAUUAUCAGGUCAUUUCCUUCCUUAAUUCUCACAAAUUUUGAUUAUUGUAAUCAAAAGUUUGCUUUUAGUUUAAAAUAAAACAUAUGUAUAUCACUCUCGAUGGAGUGUGAAAUUUUGUUCAUUGACAGUCGAAUGAACUGUAACAACACUGUAAUUUUUUUUUAUAAAUUA